UUAACGAGAUAAGUUUUGAGUUAAAGACAAUGAGAAAUUCAGUAUUUUCCCUAGUUUCCAUAGCAGGAAUGUGUAUUCUCAUUUUGGAAGGACCAGGAUGGAGCGUUUUAGGAUGCAGCUCUAAUAAUGAUUGUCGUCAUCAUGACUGUGAUUCCGGAGAAACGCCUCAGUGUUCUUCUCAUAGUUCUCAUAGACACUGUCAUUGUAAAGAUUCAGGAUGUCACUCUGAUUUAGACUGUCUGUCUCAUUCCUGUGGUACCGGACAAACGCCUCACUGUUCUUCUCAUAGUUCUCAUAGAAACUGUUAUUGUAGAGAUUCAGUAUGCCACUCUGAAAAUGAUUGCCAUUCUCAUUCUUGUGAUGCCGGACAAACGCCUUAUUGUAAAAAUGGAGGAUGCAAUUGUAGAGAUUCAGGAUGCCACUCUGAUUUAGACUGUCUGUCUCAUCCCUGUGGUACCGGACAAACGCAUCACUGUUCAUCUCUUGGAAGCUGUAACUGUAAAGAUUUGGAAUGUAAUUCCGAUUCAGACUGUCAAUAUCAUUCCUGUAGUAGCGUAGAGACACCCGUUUGUUCAUUUGGAAUCUGCUACUGCAAAGACAUAGUGUGCCAAACCAAUUCAGAUUGUCAGUAUCAUCGUUGUGAAGCUAGUAAAACACCAUACUGUGUUUUUGGUAGCUGUUUCUGUGAAGACAUUGUGUGCCAAACCAAUUCAGAUUGUCAGUAUCAUCGUUGUGAAGCUAGUAAAACACCACACUGUGUUUUUGGUAGCUGCUUCUGUGAAGACAUUGUGUGCCAAACCAAUUCAGAUUGUCAGUAUCAUCGUUGUGAAGCUAGUAAAACACCACACUGUGUUUUUGGUAGCUGCUUCUGUGAAGACAUUGUGUGCCAAACCAAUUCAGAUUGUCAGUAUCAUCGUUGUGAGGAUAGUAAAACAACAUACUGUGUUUUUGGUAGCUGCUUCUGUGAGGCAACAACUUCAACAGAAGCAGCAACUUCCACCUCAUUUAAAAACACAGCAGUGACAACACCAGCAUUGUCACCACUAACAACAACACAACAUACAACGAAAACAACAAAUCUACUAACAAUACCUGAAACAACAACAACAACGACACCGACAACAACAUCAACGAUACCGACAUCAUUAACAUCGACGACAACAACGACGACACCGACAACAACAACAACAACAACAAUUGAAGCACCGACAAAUACCCCCGAUCCUACCACAGUAGAUCCACAACUUCUAAUAAAAUGUACGAAUCACACCGAGUGUAGUAGUCAUGUUUGUCCGGCUGGUAAACACCCAUACUGUAGCUUUGGUCAGCGUUCAUCGGAUUGCCAGUGUACCGAUUGUACGGAUAACAGUCACUGCUUUUGUCCUGCAGGACUAGUAGGAAUAUGUCAUUUUAACUAUUUCGACCGCAGCUAUUCCUGUGUCUGUGGAUUAGCACGAGACACAACAAUACAACCCAAAGAAACAACAACAGUUCCCCCAACAACAGUACAGCAUGAGACUACCACAACACAACAAACAACGCCGGCAUUAGGCAUGAGAUGUCACAUUUGUGGAGACAAUGACAACGGUAUACCGUGCGACACACGAUCCAUUUACACCGGUAAUCUUCAACAGUGUGGUCCAGGUGAAGAUUUCUGUAUGACGGACUUGAUACACAAUGGACAGACGUAUCCUACAAUAUUUAAACGAUGUGUGACGGAGGAAGAGUGCCGGAACAAGUGGCUCCACCAAACAUCUGACCUUGAACACUGCACAAACUAUGGCAACGUCAUUGUAGAAGGUCACUACAGCUGUCACUUCUGUUGUACAUCGGACGGAUGUAACUCGAAUCAGAUUCCUGAGAAAUCCACACUUUACAUUAAAGCCUGAGCCUUACUUUAUAUGGAGUAUAAUGUAAACUUGUUUAAUAUUACAAUACAAAUAAAAUGGUCUUCAUUUUCGGUGA
Molecule: messenger RNA, 1965 nt
Organism: Magallana angulata
Lineage: Eukaryota; Metazoa; Mollusca; Bivalvia; Ostreida; Ostreidae
Product: atrial natriuretic peptide-converting enzyme-like
Exons: 18
Coding region: 30-1889 (619 amino acids)
Molecular function (GO): protein binding
Source: RefSeq, a predicted model, not a curated record